This is a messenger RNA of Angiostrongylus costaricensis, 2601 nucleotides long. Lineage: Eukaryota; Metazoa; Nematoda; Chromadorea; Rhabditida; Metastrongylidae. The record is from the annotation of a GenBank genome assembly.
AUGCUCGUCCGCUCGAUGAGCGACCUAGGGCCGGUGAUCUACGCACAGUACGCGGGAUAUCGUGGCGGGAGUCGGGGAGCCGUCGCGAGCCAUCGGCGGCGGCUAUCCGCCGGCUGGGCGGGGUCGACGCGGCGUCGUAUCCCGCUGUAUUUCUUCACUCGCUCCUCAUUCGCAGUUAUGGGCUGCUCAAUGCUGGCACUUCUCCUGCUCAUCAGUCAAUGUUCAGCAUGGGAACUCGUUGUUACACCAAAUGGCGAUCGGCUUCUAGACCAACGAACUGGGGGUAACUUUAUCGUGUCAUGUAAAGUUAAAGACUAUGAUGGUGCUGCAAGUGAUGUGAAAGUCGAGUGGUACAAAAAUGGAGAGCUAGCGUCACAUAUCGGAAAUAUUAUGGCCAUCUACAAAACGUACGGCAAUCAGUUACUCAUCAAUAGUCCGAAAAUCAGCGAUGGUGGAGCGUAUACCUGCAAAGCUGAUGUGAGCGGCCAACUACAUGAGACCACAGUUCUCAUUACUUUCGCCGAUCCGCCAAAGUUCAUAGAUCCUGAGACUGAACAGCAUCCUGAAGAGGGUUCUAAUGCUGAAAUCGUCUGUAACGUUGAGGGAACAGAGAAGUUAGAGGUGUUCUGGCAGUUCAAUGGCUCGAUACUUGAGGAAGGAUCGCCACGUGGAUACGAGUUUCGAAACGACAGACAAGUUCUGAUUAUUCCCGCCUUUGAUUCGAAAAAGGACGACGGUAUUUACAACUGCAAUGCUGCACAAUUCUCUUCAUUUGAAACACUUGCUAUCAAUGUUACGGGUUAUUCUCGUCCAUUAAUAACAGUUUUUGAUACUCCUUCGAACGGAGUCGGAAUUGAGGGAGACAGUGCAAAGUUACAAUGUGGAGCUGUUGGGAAACCCAAACCAUUGUACGAAUGGUUUGACAAGAAUGACGAGGCUAUUGUGAAUUCCGAUAAAUACAAAGUGGAAGAUGGUCUGCUGAUUAUUGAGUCCUUGUCUGAAAACGAUGCCGGAGAAUACAAAUGUGUUGCUUCGAACCCAGUUGGCAAUGCAUCCCGUGUUACUGAGUUAAAAAUUAAACUGAGACCUCGGAUAGAGAAAUUGCUGGAUUUGACAAGGAAAGAGGGUGAAAGUGCUGAAGUUGUUUGUAGAUAUAGUGGGGAUGGUGUUACUGCAGCUAAAUUUGUCUUUGGUUCCGAGGAAUAUUCGGUGGUUAGUGGUAAUGAGGUAGAUCUUGUAAACGAAGUUGAUAGCAGUGAACGCCAUGAAAUAAGCUUUGGUGAUGAAGACGACGAGGAAAAGGAAGAAAUCGCCAGAAUUAAACGGUUCGAAGAAGAUAUAACGUCAGAGCGGAUUAGGGUCAGAGCUGAGGAAAAUGCUGUAAUUCUGCACAUUCGCAAUCUUAGUCUAGCGGAUGCUGGUCUGUACAAAUGUGCUGUAUCAAAUCGUGCAGGAUGGACAGAGCGUGCAUUUCACAUCGCUAUCAUUCAUCCACCCGUAUUUCGACGUGCUUCUGAUGACAUUACUCGAUCUUUUGAUGGGAAUACUGUUAAUAUCUUUUGCGAGGUAUCUGCUGUCCCCGAUCCACUCUGGACAUGGCAGAGAGAUGGAAACGAGUUCGAAGCCGAUGGCUCAUCAAUCAUUAUAGAUAACAACGGUGGUGUGACAAAAUUAAUUCUACAGAAUAAAAAUGGGCAAAACUACGGAAAAUACACCUGUAAAGCUGAUAACGGUUUUGGCACCUUUACAAAAUCUACUGAUGUAAUUCGGAUUAUAACACCUGUUGUUCCUGAAGGCAUCGAUUGCAAGAAACGCUUGUACCCUAACUAUGGAAAGUGUUCUGUUGACAACGAUUUAUAUUAUGAUGAAGCAAGUCGGCCGACUCGAAUAGAGUUCCAGGUUCUUGAAAAUAUGGAUUAUGUUAAGGAUGACCUUGAUUGGGAUCAUGCUCCCGUUAUUUCUGUUCUAUUUGAUGGGACUGAGAUGGUUGUGCGAAACUUGACACCAAAUACUCAGUAUUCUGUUCGAGUUCGAGCAGUCAACGAGGCAGGUGCUAGCGACUUUAGCCAGCCUGCUCAGAUGGAAACAACCGAUCCAUGGGCACCUAAAAAACCUGUUGAUCUCCGGAUGGACUGUGCUGAGAUGUGUACUGUGUAUUGGGAGGAAUCCAACAACCACGGAUCGGCCAUCAUCGCCUAUCGAAUUACAGUUCAAGAGUUCACUGAAAAUGAGCAUGGAGAGAAGCAAAAUGUCGGUAAUGCGUUUGUGGUCGAAGUUGAUGGUGAGAAAAGAUCUCACAAGCUAACUCAUAUUCGGCCUCAUACUUCUUAUCGGAUUUCUGUUGCUGCAAUUAAUGCAGUUGGUGCAGGAGAGGUAGAAGAGGUUGAAGUUGAUACUGAUGAUUCUCCAAUGGUUCCCACUGAGCUGUUAAUGGUGCAUAAGUUGGCAGUUAUUGUCGGAAUCGCGUUGUUCGUGAUUCUGUUCGUUAUCGAUUUCAUUUGUUACGUAACUAAUACUUGUGGUCUUAUUGCAUGUUUCUGUAUCAAUUGUCUUGGACGAGCUCCCCGCGAUCGAAAGGGGGAUGUGGAAUCGGGCAGGUAG